Verruconis gallopava is the source of this 2238-nucleotide messenger RNA. Its product is annotated as citrate synthase, mitochondrial. The record is from RefSeq and is a predicted model, not a curated record. Bases 371 to 1957 code for a protein of 528 amino acids. Gene Ontology annotation, biological process: carbohydrate metabolic process; tricarboxylic acid cycle; citrate metabolic process. Lineage: Eukaryota; Fungi; Ascomycota; Dothideomycetes; Venturiales; Sympoventuriaceae. The transcript is spliced from 5 exons. Gene Ontology annotation, cellular component: mitochondrial matrix.
GAUGGAUUAUAUGGUUGUUCUCCUGUCCCCUACCCCUGGCUCUCCUCUCUUAUCUAGCCAGCGUUUGCUUAUGUCACGUGAUACUUGGUAUGUGCUUAGACUAGUUAGUGAUAACUUACAAGGAGCUCAUUCAGUGCCCGUGAAGCACAGAACGGCAUGUGAGGCGACGAGUCUGCCGCUUGUGGCCCCGGCUACCGCUGGACGGAAUGAAUUCUGCUCGCGACUGCGCUGACAGGACGCUCAGCCGCGUCCGUCUGGCCAUUCUGCUGCCGUGAGCGCGGUCAUUGCUCGGACUCCGGACAGCAACGGGCGGUUUUUUUUCGCUGGCGCUCUUGUUUGUUGGGGCCGUCUCGGGCACAGUCACGGCCCCAUGCGGCAGAGCACUGACCUCAUCCUGCUUUGCGCCGCUCAUCAAGCUCCCUGGCGCCGUCCGAUUAGGAAAAAUACUUUCUUCAGUCCAGUUGUUGACCUGCUACCGUACUCUCUCAUCCAUUUUUCUUUGCCUCGGCCAUCGCUGGUAACAUUCUCCGCUCCUUGCCUUCACAUAUCAUCUACACAUCUCCUCACAAUGGCUGCAUUGAGAACCUCCGCAUUCCGUGCGAGCUCCUCGCUCAGAUCCGCUGCUUGGAAUGUGCAGAAGCGCAACGCCUCAACCUUGAAGGAGACCUUCGCUGCUCAAAUUCCAGCAAAGGUCGAGCAAAUCAAGAAGCUCAAGAAGGAAUACGGCAACGCAAAGCUAGGCGAGGUCACUCUUGACCAAGUCUACGGUGGUGCCCGUGGCAUCCGUGCCCUCGUUUGGGAGGGCUCAGUGCUAGACGCCGAGGAGGGGAUCCGAUUCCGUGGUAGGACGAUCCCGGAAUGCCAGGAACAGCUCCCCAAGGCCCCUGGUGGCAAGGAGCCUCUUCCAGAAGGUCUCUUCUGGCUGCUGCUCACUGGUGAGGUCCCCACUGAGGAGCAGGUGCGCCAGCUCUCUGCGGAGUGGGCUGCCCGCGCCGAGCUGCCCAAAUAUGUCGAGGAACUCAUCGACCGCUGCCCGAACGACCUGCAUCCGAUGGCGCAAUUCUCGCUUGCGGUGACUGCGCUUGAGCGCGAGUCCUCGUUCGCCAAGGCAUAUGCCAAGGGCAUGAAGAAGACCGACUACUGGCAGUACACUUUUGAGGACAGCAUGGACCUGAUCGGCAAGCUGCCCAACGUCGCUGCGCGUAUCUACCGCAACGUCUACAAGGACGGCAAGGUUGCUCCCACGGACAAGAGCCAGGACUACAGUUACAACUUGGCCAACAAGCUCGGCUUCGCGUCCAACGCCGACUUUGUCGAGCUCAUGCGUCUGUACCUGACCAUCCACUCCGACCACGAGGGUGGUAACGUCUCUGCACACACCACGCACCUUGUCGGUUCGGCGCUCUCGUCGCCCUACCUCUCGCUCGCUGCUGGUCUGAACGGUCUUGCCGGCCCGCUUCACGGCCUUGCCAACCAGGAAGUCCUCAAGUGGCUGCAGGAGAUGAAGGCUGAGAUCGGCAAUGACCUGUCUGACGAGAAGAUCAAGGAGUACCUGUGGGCUACGCUCAAGAGUGGCCGUGUCGUGCCAGGCUAUGGCCACGCCGUGCUCCGCAAGACGGACCCACGCUACGUCUCCCAGCGCGAGUUCGCGCAGAAGCACCUGCCAGACGACCCGAUGUUCAAGCUCGUUUCCCAGGUGUACAAGAUCGCUCCUGGCGUGCUUACCGAGCACGGCAAGACCAAGAACCCCUACCCGAACGUCGACGCGCACUCCGGCGUCUUGUUGCAGUACUACGGCCUGACCGAACAGAACUACUACACAGUCCUGUUCGGCGUGUCGAGAGCCCUCGGCGUCCUUCCUCAGCUCAUCAUCGACCGUGCAGUUGGCGCUCCAAUUGAGCGCCCCAAGUCCUUCUCGACGGAGGCGUACGCCAAGAUGGUCGGCGCUACCUUGUAAGCGGUUUGCACUCCACAUGUGAGGGCGCAUGUGCUCCGCGUUUGGCGGAAAUCCCGUCAUGUACGAUGACUCUCGGGUAUAUAUUCAGCGUGUUUGGAUAGACUGGUAGCUCGCAGGGGUUUCAACUGUAGGCUGGAGUGGGAAUUUGUCACAAGGCUCGGGUGUGGGGCACAAAAGUCGAUACUUCGUUGGAAUGUCUUAAUAUUCGGGUUGAGCGUUGGCCGGUCGUCCACUAGAUUGUCUCUCUUUGCAAAUCUUCAUCAGGAACUCGAUUUCCCUUA